AUGAAAGAGCCCACGAGCCGAAAUUCCCGCGCGAUAAUCCUGGGCGACAACCUGGCGCGUACGGGCUCAGCAACAGGCAACAGCGGAAACUCACACAAGAAGCGCGCGCGCAAGGGCUUGAAGGGCCUUGAGAAAGACGUAAACGUUACUUUGGGAGGACACAUUGCAAAUCUGCAGUUCUACAAAACCUCAGACGAUGUGGACUCAUUCCCUUGCUUGUCAUCGUCUCAGCGCUUGACACAAGCCACACUUGAUGAUUCUGUAAUGAGUACAAUUACCGCCAUGUUCGCACAUUGCAAGAAGAACCACAAAGCCUGCUGGGAAGAGAGCCAGCCCUUCAUGCCCACACGGCUCAUCGACGUCGGCCGUCCUGGAGAGCAAACAGCCACCAUUUCUCUCCGAGAGCACCUGUCCGAGCCCGAACCAUACCUCACACUUAGCUACCGCUGGGCCAACAACCAAGACACGGCUCUGACGACACGCGCGAACCGAGAGCAAAGGCUGCGCGGAUUCCCAGCCGCGGAACUGCCCCAACUAAUGCAGGACGUCGUAGCCAUGGCCCGGAAGCUCGGCAUCCGCUACGUCUGGAUAGACGCCGUCUGCAUCAUCCAAGACGACCGAGAAGACUGGGCGCUCGAAGCCCCGCAAAUGUCCAAGAUCUACCGCGAAUCCGCGCUGACGCUGUCCAUAUCCACCGCCCUCGACGACUCCAACUCCAUCGCCACCCGCCACCUCGUCGACAUCCCCUUCGCCCACCCCUCCAACGCCUCAACACCCCCCGCCUUCUUCGUCCGCACCGCCCCCACCCACAACGUCCCCCACAACCUAACCGCCAUCCACGGCCACCUCGGGCCCCUCGACGGCACCGGCAAAGACCUGCCCCUCGCCCUCGCCUCACGCCACCCCGUCUUCGCCCGCGGCUGGUGCCUCCAAGAACGCCUUCUCAGCCGGCGCGUCCUCCACCACACCUCCACCGAACUCAUCUGGGCCUGCCGCCGCGCGACGUGGUGCGAAUGCGGCGCCACCUCGCGGCGGCACCCCGCUCCUCCCUCCCCCCGCUGCCCUCGCCGGCGCAAAGCCACGAUCCACCAGGCCCCGAUAUCGGCGCCGGACGUCAUGCCGCUGGUCUUCGAGGACUGGCGCAUGCUGGUGCACGACUACUCGUGGAAUGAGCUGACGUACGAUGGGGACGUCUUGCCGGCGAUAUCGGGGCUCGCGCACGCGUAUCGGGAGGGGUUGGGCGGUGCGUUUGUUACGGGCGCGUAUAGCGCGGGCCAUUGGGGGAGGGAUUUGCCGCAUUCGUUGCUGUGGCAUACGUUGGAUGCAAGGGACUUCGUGUACGUGAUGGCGGGGACGGAUGUCGCGAUGACGAAUAGCCGCAGGGCGGCGGCUGUCGCGCCGUCGUGGUCGUGGGCGAGUGUAAGGGGCCCGGUGCGCUGGCCGACGGAGGGGGUUUUUGCGGUUGUGAAUGAGUUCGAGUGUGCGAGGGAUGGGGUUGAGGUUGAGUGGGCGGAGGUGAAGACGGAGUGUAAGUUGCAGACGGGGGAUGAGAUGGGCCAGUUGGCGGGGGAGGCGGAGAUGUGGGUCAAGACGAGGGUGGUGAGGGAGGUGAAGUCGGCGUUUUUGGAGGCGUGUUGCUCGGCGCCGCCGGGGUUCGCGAAGGAGCCGCCGGAUGAUGAUGUGCUGUUUGUGUCGGAGUUGGCGGACGGGAGGGAGGUGUGUAUGUCGGUUUUCUUGGACACGGUCGAGGAUAGGGAUGCGUGGCGGGAGAGUAGUGUUUGGUUUGCGCGGCUGUGCAGGGUCACGCGGGAGGAGGACGCGGAGCUUAGCGAGGAGGGGAUGAGGUGGAGGAGAAGGGUCGGGACGGUGGCUUUGAUGCUGCUUCGGAGGGACGACGGCAAGUUUCGUCGGAUUGGGAUUGCAACGAGCCCCCGGAAGAGGAUAGAUGAGGUUGACGUUGGUAUUUUCGCGCAAGAAGUCGGCGAUGCAAAAGAGAUGGUUGAUAGCCCGGAAGAUAAUGCUUUUGAUGAGUGUUUCGACUCGGUGGAUGAAACUGAGAUCUGUAUUGUUUAG
This is a messenger RNA of Lasiodiplodia theobromae, 2073 nucleotides long. Its product is annotated as Het domain-containing protein. Bases 1 to 2073 code for a protein of 690 amino acids. The transcript has 3 exons. The record is from RefSeq and is a predicted model, not a curated record. Lineage: Eukaryota; Fungi; Ascomycota; Dothideomycetes; Botryosphaeriales; Botryosphaeriaceae.